AUGCCAUUUGCAACUGAGCUCGAAAUUGACAAGAUUGAAUGGAGGACACUGCGCGAGCAAUACCGGAAGGUAUCGCUCCAGAAUGGCGACCGAACUCAGGUCCACAUGAAAGACCAAGGGAAUAUUGGCUUCGAUGAUAUCAAACAGCGCACUGAGUUGGAGUUUGCUACUUCGAUGAUCAUAGUAUACUGCUGCCGAAUCGACUGCGGUGAUCGGAUCCCCGUUGCAACCGAUGUUGGCAAAUUACGAAGCUGA
Molecule: messenger RNA, 255 nt
Organism: Penicillium soppii
Lineage: Eukaryota; Fungi; Ascomycota; Eurotiomycetes; Eurotiales; Aspergillaceae
Exons: 2
Coding region: 1-255 (84 amino acids)
Source: RefSeq, a predicted model, not a curated record